AUGCACUCGUCUCUAAACCGAGCGCAGGCCGUCUUCGGCUUCUUUACAACCGUGGCCUUGUUCGUCGCCGGAUUUGCCGCGUUGUCUGUCUUGUUAUUUCCCACCGAUGAGGCGAAAGCAGCAGUGUCAUUGAAGGAUGUCAAAGUAAUCAAAGGACGACCACAUUACUAUUCAAACAAGAAAGAAGAAUACGCACAAAUGCGUUUCGAUCUGGACGCCGAUCUCUCCUCCCUCUUCAACUGGAACACAAAACAACUCUUCGUCUACGUCUACGCCUCCUACUCCUCCUCUGACAAGGAAUCCACUCUCCUCCCCCAGUCCGAGUCCAUCAUCUGGGAUACCAUCAUCUCGGCCCCGGAAUCGCCGUACUCCUUCAACACUCUCCGUGAGCGCUUCUUCCCGUCCAAGUCUUCUUCGAAACGGACCACCGGCGCCAAGAAGUCGACUAAGAAGGAUAAGGCCGCGCCUGGUGUUCUCCGUCUGAGGAACCAGCGGGCUAAGUACCAAAUCUCGGAUAUCACGGGGAAGAUGGCGGAGCGGAGCAAUGUGACGCUUUCUGUUGGGUGGAACGUGCAACCUUGGGUUGGAGCUUUGUGGUGGAGUCCUGGGUCUGGAGCUGUGCCGAGGACUGGCGGUGAUUCGGGAAGGAGCAAGCCAUUUGAGUUUCCGGCGUUGAAGACGAAGGCGAAUACCAAGGCAGCGGAAGACCAAGGUCAGGCGAAGAAGGUGGAGGUCUAG
Messenger RNA from Aspergillus oryzae RIB40, 738 nucleotides. Its product is annotated as signal peptidase complex subunit SPC3. Gene Ontology annotation, biological process: protein targeting to ER. Bases 1 to 738 code for a protein of 245 amino acids. The record is from RefSeq and is a predicted model, not a curated record. The transcript has 3 exons. NCBI's taxonomy places the organism in Eukaryota, Fungi, Ascomycota, Eurotiomycetes, Eurotiales, Aspergillaceae. Gene Ontology annotation, cellular component: membrane; signal peptidase complex.